UGUGAUGUUGGUGACGGUAGAAAGCAAAACGCACUACGAGUGUUCGAUUUUUACGGUGAAAAUUCGGGUGCAAAAUCGAUUCCAAACCGAGCGAAAUAAGCUGAAAAAGUGAAUUAAGUGUCCCUUGAAUGGUGUGCGAAUGCAAUUCCGGCAAAAAAUAACCUGUGAUCAUACAUUCGAUCAACCCUGACAACACUGGCCGUUGUUUCGGGGUAGCUCUUCAAUCAUCAUCGCCAUCAUCAUAAUUAUCUUGGACUGCGGCGAAUGAAAACGGGUUCAUUGUUUUGUUGUGUGUGCGUUACCUCUGUCGGUACAUAACAUCAGCAGCAACAGUAGUAGCAGCAGCAGUUGUAGUAGUGAUCGUGUAUGUUUGUGUGCGUUUUUAUGUGCAUCUUGUCCCUCUGCUAUACGAGCGCAGAACGAGAGUAGUCAGACACAGAAAAGAUGGCCGAUCUGGACGCAGUGAAUCUCGGUCUGGACGAAACAGAACGAGAUAUUGCGGAAGCGCUGGAGAAUAGCUACGAUACGAGGAGUGAGGCGUCUCACGCAAGUUCCGACAGUACCACGACGAAUCCCAGUAUCAGUGAGGUAAGCUCCGAUUCCUCGGACGACGAUGAUGACGAAGAAGAUGACGACGAGAAUACCGAGCGGAGAAAUUCUGCUGACAAAAAGCAACAGCAAAAGAAGAAAGCCAAGAAGAAGGAGGAGAAAGAGCCCAAAAAAGAUGGGGAAAAAGAUGGCGGAAGUAGCGGUGGAACUGCCGCGGCGAAUAACAGUACCAAGAAGGAGCGGAAAUCUCGCAGUCGGAGCCCACAGACGGCGGCCACGACUACUGCCACGGAAAAUAAACGAAGCAGAACGAAAAAUAGCUCCGUGAAAAAUUCCGUCAAAUCGUAUGAUUACAUUACUAAAAUUAACUAUCUCUUCCGAGAGACUCGUUUCUUCUUGAUCAAAUCGAAUAACACGGAAAAUGUCACCAUUUCGAAGACAAAGGGCGUCUGGUCCACCUUGCCACCGAAUGAGGCUAAUCUGAAUCAGGCGUUCCGAGAGAGCCGCAAUGUUGUACUGGUAUUUUCUGUCAAAGAGAGUGGCAAAUUUGCCGGAUUCGCUCGCAUGGCAGCUGAAGCUCGUCGGGAUUUACCGGCAGUUGAAUGGGUACUUCCACCGGGAAUGUCUGCCAAGGCGCUUGGAGGUGUUAUCAAAAUCGAUUGGGUGUGCAAAAAAGAGCUUCCGUUCACAAGUACUACCCACUUGUAUAAUCCAUGGAAUGAAAAUAAACCGGUGAAAAUAGGACGAGAUGGGCAGGAAAUUGAACCGAAGGUGGCGGAAGAAUUGUGUAGAUUAUUCCCGGAGGAUACAUCAGUUGAAAUGACACCAAUUCUAAAGAAAUCGAAGGAAGCAUCCAAAUUGAUGAAAGAGAAGGCUGCUUCCAAAUCGUUCCGGCGUCCGCCGAACUUUUCGCGCCCUUCAAGUUCGAUGAUGCGAGGUGGCCGAGGAGGAGGAGGAGGUGGUGGUGGUGGUGGUGGAGGUGGUCCGAUCCGCGGUGGUCGAAGGAAGAUAUUUCAUGGAAAAGGACGCCCAGGGAUGUUCCCUCCAUAUCGCAAGGAUCUUCGUCGUGGGCAUGGUCCUCGUAUGCCUCAUGGAGCUGCUGCCGCAGCUGCUGCAGCAUCCGCUGCUGGUUUUCACAGUUGGGAACGCUAUAGCAGUACCGCUGCAGCCGAAGCAUACGUUGCCGAUUAUAUGCGCACAAUGCAGCAUCAGUUGCCUCCCAUGCCGUACGCUCCGCCGCCAGGAUUCCCUGGAAUGCCGAUGCCGUACGAAGGUUUGCCACCACCGCGCUAUUAUGAAGGCUUACCUAUUCCCGAUUAUCCCCUUCCGCCGGGAGCUAUCCCUGGAAGCGUAACUGGUGCAGCCGGUGUUCCGCCUCCACGUGGUAAUCCGUACGACAAAUACGAUGAAUUCAUGUGGAAACCACCACCGGGAGGUGCUCCCGGUACAACAUCGAUUCCCACUUCGGCGGCAGGUGGAUUGCCCUCGAUGAAAGGCCCUCCUCCACCGCUACCGAACUAUCAUAUUCCACCACCGGUGGUACCACUGUCGGCUGGCGGUGGCCCGUCCCACGGUCGCAAGAACGAUCGAGACGACAAUCGUGGUCAGCGGGAUCGUGACCGGAAUCAUCGGAACGAUCGCAGCCAUCGCGGUGGCAGAGGCUAUCACAACCGGGAACGACGAUGAUUUGAAGCCUCUCCCGUUUCACAUCGGACGUCAUCCAGCAGAUACCGCUAAGCUGCGUCCUUACCUGCACAUAAGUUACUGCUCCGUGUGAUAAUUCAUCGAUGGAACUACCACAUGCAAUUAUUGAUUUUUACGAGCCAGAGAAGAAAAAUAACCAACUUUGAUUAACAACAUCAUAUUUAUCAUCAUCACCUGCAUCGGCUACCCAAUUGAUACUUGGAGUAGUUUGCCACACCGACAAAUGGAGCAGAGAAUCUUCGUAUCAUCUUAUCCAGCAGCCUAGUGAAAUUAUCUAGUUUAUUAGGUAGACGUCGUCGCCGUCACGUGGAGGCUGUAGUGAAACUUUUCAGUGAUCUCGUUCCCUCGUAUCGUUUUGCUAUAUGGCGAAACGGAAGAAGACAGUGCUUUUUGUGUUGGCAUUUUGCGUAGCCCAUCCCAUUUGAAAAUCGACAGUGAAGAAACUAAAAUGAAGCUCGACGGUUCCUCUUAACGGACUUAGGCCUUUGUCAGUGUGGUAUUUUCCCGAAGAAAGCAAGUGAUUUUUCCAGUCCGUAAAAUAUGGAUUUUAUUGGAAGAAGAAACAGAAGAUUACAUCAAAGUUUGGGAAGAACUUUCCUAACAGAUUCAUGAUGAGCAAAUCUGUUCCAUGUAGAAACGACAAAAAAAAAGUAUUCUCACAUCAAUAGGAAGAAAGUUCAUACAGUUAAGAAAACAUCUUUGUGAUUGUCUAUCGACGGAAAGGCGGAAGUAGCAUGGACACAGUGCUAAAGUGGAUCUCGAUCAUCUCCAUGGUAGAAAAGAAAAGUGUGUUACAGACAAUCUGAAGAAAAGAAAAAAAAAAUACAAAAAAUUAAUAAUUGUGUAAUCGUGUUUAGAAAGUUUAAAAUUGCAAACAAAACAAAACUACAAUUAUUACUACUGCUAGUAUGCUACUAAGAUAUUUACCUACUCUAUAUGAUGCAACAAAUACAUAACUACUAUGUAUCGACAGGCAAAGCAAACAACAACAACAAAUGAAAUUUAAAUUAUGAACUUUUACUAGUAAUCAAAUAAAGGUUAAGAAACAACCCAACCGAGUGAGAUGAACUUUUUCCCAAACUUACCAGUGUGAAUACCAAAGAAACGGUGGUGCUUCGAACAGUAGCCAUGAACUGUUCGCCUACACAAAAAAAAAAUUGGUGGUGUGAAUUUUGGUGGCAUUCGUCCGCGUUGGGUGGCAAUGCACUGUGCAAAAUGAAAUGGACUGGGCAAUACCGAAACAUGUGAGAUACCAAACCCAAAUUGGACUUUCCUGAUACCAUCCAAAAAAAAACCCCCCUCGGGUGCGACUCGUACUGCAUCUGCGGGAAGAAUCACAUUUAAGAGGAAACCUUUCGAAUGAUAGAAGAGAAAUUGUGAUAACGAGAGCCGACAUCCGGCCGAGUGUGGUGAAAUCUUAUGGACUUAGCUAUACGAAAUUCAACUGUUCAAAUGGGACUGAUUUUUAUAAAAUCGCAGCAAAAUGUGUUCUCUCUACGUACUACUGAGGUGACAUCGAAACCAACAAAACCUAAGAGACUGCAUUUUGUUAUAAGAUCUUGCAAUUAACCUACAUGCAAAUGCUGCUCACAGUGAGCAGGCAGGAGCAAAACGUUUAUUUGGAUUCCAUGAAUCCGAUUCCGCUUUCUUCCAUCUAAACAAGCAGGUGCUUUUUUACAAGCAUCGCAACUGGACUGAAACUGUACAAUGCAAAACCAAA
This is a messenger RNA of Ochlerotatus camptorhynchus, 3973 nucleotides long. It is a transcript of the gene Ythdc1, whose product is annotated as YTH domain containing 1. The record is from RefSeq and is a predicted model, not a curated record. Gene Ontology annotation, biological process: mRNA splicing, via spliceosome; regulation of alternative mRNA splicing, via spliceosome. Gene Ontology annotation, cellular component: nucleoplasm. Gene Ontology annotation, molecular function: mRNA binding; N6-methyladenosine-containing RNA reader activity. Lineage: Eukaryota; Metazoa; Arthropoda; Insecta; Diptera; Culicidae. The transcript is spliced from 3 exons. The coding region runs from base 445 to 2235 and encodes 596 amino acids.